AUGGCCGGCGUUGGACUCGUAAGGAGGCAUGCAGACCUCUUCCGACGCGGGGGAGGAUUGGACGCACCGUCGGAGGUUAUUCUAUCUUGGCCGGCUCCAAACUAUGUCAAUCCAGAGAGACACAGCGAUUCUGGACCCAUCAUCGUGAUCAUAUUCCUGGUAUUGUCCAUUCUAGUGUAUUUCGCGCGGAUGUGGGCAAGGGUGGUCAUGACGAAGACUGCCGGGCUCGAUGAUUGGAUCAUGACCAGCUCGAUCAUACCACUGAUCGCAGCGGCUAUUGCGGUGGUGCUUGCCUGUCGGGAAUAUGGCUUCCAAUGGCAUACCUGGGAUCAGACUUCGGAGACACUAAUAUCCACCAGGAAGGCAAUCUUGUACCUGCUAACUACAAGCCUGAUCAAGAUAUCGAUUCUUUGCUUCUACAAACGAAUCACGAACGGGUCGAUAUCCAAAACCUUUGUUUACUGGAUCUGGGGCUCCAUCGCAUUCGUCAUCAUAUACUUCUUUGCCUUCAGCCUUUCGGUAAUCUUCACAUGUUCGCCAAUCGAGGGAUACUGGCACUAUUUCGAUAUUACCUGGAGGCUGUCACAUGAACUGAAAUGCCGUGAUGAAGGCGCUCUGAUUGUGGCUGUAGUGGUCAUCAGCACACUACAAGACUUCUUCCUCUGCGCAUUGCCGGUAAUACUUAUUUGGAAUCUCCAGAUCUCGAAGCGACAGAAGGCUGCGCUUUGCGGUAUCUUUGGUCUAGGCCUGUUGACCUGCUUGUGCGGCGUCAUGCGAGCCUACUAUGCAAUUUCCGUCUACUACACGACAUAUGAUAUUACUUGGUACGCGUGGUACGGCUGGGUCUGGACGGCUUUAGAGGCGCAACUGGGUGUAAUGUGUGCUUGUGCCCCAGCCCUGAAAGGCUUCUUUAAGCGCUACUUCAGCCUCAGCUCCGUUCACAGCAACACAUACGGUCAUGGCACAAGGGGACAAAAUCCAAGCGGAAGAGUCCCUGGAUACGGAAAGCUCAGUGUCGGAAAUUCUCUCGCGACAUCUUCACAUGCCGAGGAACCUGUGCCACUGAAUCGUAUCAAAGUCAGCACAACGACGAACAUAGUUGAAGAUAGGGACGACAGAGUAAGCGUUGAGAGCACUGAAAGCACCAGACAUCUGACGGCGCUUCCAAAUACUGCUCUCCCUUUGCCCGUUCACCACGACGUUAGAGGCACCAGUCCCUCGAUAUGGAACGGAAACCGCACAGUCAUUACAGCUUACCGGGAAGAACAUGAACUUGACAUUGAGAAGAAUGUACGAGAUUCUUGA
Molecule: messenger RNA, 1305 nt
Organism: Paraphaeosphaeria sporulosa
Lineage: Eukaryota; Fungi; Ascomycota; Dothideomycetes; Pleosporales; Didymosphaeriaceae
Exons: 4
Coding region: 1-1305 (434 amino acids)
Source: RefSeq, a predicted model, not a curated record